Opisthorchis viverrini is the source of this 1416-nucleotide messenger RNA. RefSeq lists its product as hypothetical. Gene Ontology annotation, cellular component: endoplasmic reticulum membrane. Gene Ontology annotation, molecular function: metalloendopeptidase activity. Lineage: Eukaryota; Metazoa; Platyhelminthes; Trematoda; Opisthorchiida; Opisthorchiidae. The transcript has a single exon. The record is from RefSeq and is a predicted model, not a curated record. The annotation marks the transcript as partial. Gene Ontology annotation, biological process: CAAX-box protein processing.
AUGGAGGUCAUCGUUCUGGGUAGUAUCUUCGGCUACCCUGUUUCACUUUUCGCUGCCGUCUUCUGUUUCUUGUGGCUUGUUUACUUAUGGGAGACCUAUCUAGACCGUCGUCAACGCCAAGUGGUCUUGAACACCUCGGAUGUUCCUUCUGAGCUGGUUCACGUUAUCAACGCCGAUGAGUUUUCAAAAUCGAAGGCCUACGUUCUUGACAAAAUGAUGUUUUCAUUCUUUCACGACGCCUAUGAUAUGUUGGAGGCAACUCUUGUCCUUUGGUUUUCAGUGGUACCUUGGCUUUGGGACAAAGUCACGGAGCACGCAGCUCCGCUAAAUAAAUCCAUCAAGAAUCUCUUGGGUGUUGAUAUAGGGCUAAGUUCGGAAAGCGAAAUAUUAUGCUCGUUGCUUUUCCUUUUCUACGUUUCCCUAUACAAGUUUUUCGAAUCUUUACCUUGGGCACUUUACUAUGAUUUCGUUAUUGAGGCGAGGUAUGGCUUCAACAAACAGACACUACCCUUCUUCCUUUGGGAUCGUCUCAAGGCUUUUGUAUUGUCUAUUCUUAUAGGGUUUCCCAUAGUGUCUGGAUUGAUUUGGAUUAUUAAAGCUGGUGGUCGCCACUUCUACGUUUACGCAUACGUAUUUACGCUCAUUAUAACACUGUUUUUGAUGUUCAUAUACCCGGAAUUCAUCGCCCCACUUUUUGAUCGCUACGUUCCACUUCCUGAAGGAGAACUGCGAACAAAAAUCGAAGCUUUAGCUGCAAAGAUUUCGUUCCCACUUAAAAAAUUGCUUGUCGUGGAGGGUUCCAAGCGUUCUGCGCACAGCAACGCCUACUUUUAUGGCUUUGGGAAAAACAAACGCAUUGUACUCUAUGACACCCUGAUCCGUGGCUUCAAAUUUCCGGCUAAAGAUGGGUCUACUUCAAAAGCUUCGGGAGAAACCGACGAAGCCUCACGAGGCUGUGCUAUUGAUGAGGAAAUCGUCGCGGUGCUGGGUCAUGAACUAGGGCAUUGGAAGUUAGGACACACACUUAUUAAUUUGGCUAUAAGUCAGUUGAACUUAUUUCUUAUGUUCUUGGUUUUCAGUUCGCUUAUAAACAUAGACAGCAUUUUCACGUCUUUUGGAUUCACCUCAAAUGUUCCUGUGCUUCUGCGUUUGGUUGUCGUUUUCCAGUUCAUAUUCUCUCCCUAUAAUACCGUUGUUGCUUUUCUCAUGAUUAUUUUGUCCAGGCGUCUGGAAUUUCAGGCUGACAGGUUUGCUGUCGAUCUAGGAUAUGGUGCCUACUUGAAGUCAGCUUUAUUGGUCUUACACAAGGACAACUUAUCCUUCCCUGUUUCUGACUGGUUGUAUUCUACGUUCCACUAUUCUCAUCCGCCGAUACUGGAGCGUCUUGCAGCUCUUGAUGUUCUGUUAAAGAAGAAA